AUGGCUCCUCAGACGGCCGCGUCGGCAGUCGACAGGCCAGAUGCCAUGAACUCCUUCUCCACCGAGGAUGACCUGGACAAGGUGUGGGCGGAGAUUAUUAUACGAUGCAGCAAGAUCACAAAAUGGGAUCUGAACGACAAAAAAGUCAUGACCGUGGAUGAUGUUCUACUCAAGCUCAAGCCGCCGAAGGAUGGCAAGCCGGACGUCAAGGACAAAGCCAAGAAGGUCUUCAGGAAUACGCUGGUCUGUGUGCAGAGGUUUGGAGCAUUCGCAGCUCAGGCCGCGAGUAUGGUAUUUGGUCCAUCACAGCAGUGCUUCAACGCGAUCACGUUUGUCAUUACUGCAGUUGAAGACUACGAUGCCGUCUUCAACAACAUCACAACCCUUAUGGAGCGGGUCUCAACCUUUCUGGAAAGGCUGAGGAUAUUCCUGGACGAUGCGGAAGCAGAUGUUAAACUGGACAAGCGGCUUCGAGUGGCUGUGUAUCGGGUUCUGGAGCACUUCUUGACCAUCAUGGGCUUGGCACAUCGAUUGACCCAUGGAUGGAAAGGAAAGUUGAAACUGGCUGCCAAGAUCGGGGCAUUCGGCGAGGACGAUGGUGUGAAAGAUGCCAUGGCGAGGCUGGAGACCCUGAUCUCGACUGAGACGGAUAUGGAAAUAUCGGUCAUUGCCAAGGAUAUGAGCGACGCCGCGAAGAACAUUCGCGGAAUGGACAAGAAGUUGGACCAGAUUGCCGAUGCUCAGGAAAAGACAAACCAAACGCUUGGCCAUUUGGAAACGGCUGAGCAACGUCGGACCGCAGAUGAGGAGGAAAAGAAACGUCUGAACGAUAUUCGAGAGGCCUUGAAUAUCGACAUGACCAAACGGCCUUGGAUCGACAAGCAGGACGAGCUUUGGGGCAAACACAUCGAUGGAACCGGGAACUGGCUUUUGAAGUUUCGCUAUCCUUCAUUUCCGCGUUGGUCAGACCCAAAGGAACCUGACACGAACGUCCUGAGCAUCAAAGCAGAUGAAGGCUUUGGGAAAAGCCAUCUCUGCAGCAUAGCAGUCAACCACCUCCAGGAGAAGCAUCGUGAUGAUGCACGAGUUGGGGUCGCGUACUACUACUUCCAGCGAGAUGUCCAGGACAAAACCCCGAUCAACAAGGCCAUAAAAGCGAUCAUUUACCAGCUUGCUUCGGCUUCUACGUCAUUGGCAAGAGACUACGCCAAGCUGAUACACAAGGCUUGCGACAGGAAGAUGGACUUUGGGAAGACGGUCGAUCUCUGGAAACGCUUGGUCACAGAUAUCGCUCUGGAGGGUACAUUCUUCAUACUUCUCGACGGGUUCGAUGAAGGCGAAAAGGAGACUGGGAAACCAUUGGCUGACAUCAUUGGUCAGAUCAUGUCCGCUGAGGAGGGAUCAAUGCUCAAAAUCCGUUUGUUCAUUACCGGCAGACCUGCUGGUCUUGAUAGUCUAGCAGACGAUGUUGAAAGUGCCAUCCCAGAGAUCAGAAUUGCUCCUCCCCAAGGCGAGCAGUCAUCUUUGAACGAGGAAGAUAUCAUGUUGUACGCUGAAGAGCGUCUCGACGACAUGGACAUCUUUAAGGACGACGACGAUGAAGUUGCGGAAUUGAAAGAGCGGGCCAAGACCGAGCUUGGUGAAGGUGUCCAAGGCGACUACUUCGCACUGGACUAUAAGCUCGAUUCAAUCAGUCGAAGUCGAAAUUCCCGAGAAGUACAGGAGAUCUUGAAGCUCGCCAAAGAGAGCAGGACGCAGGCUAUUGCACGGAAGAUCGACCAGCUUAAUGAGACCUUGCGUGAAGAUGAGGUUCGGGAAGUCAACAAACUGCUAACUUGGGAAACCGUGUGCUUCGUUGAUCUCUCAGUUGAUCAGUAUGAAGCGGUAUUGAAACUUGAGGCAGAUACACGGUCACUCAUAUCCCUGGAGAAACAGAUCCGUGAUCGGUACUUUUCGCUGUUCGACAUCUCCGAGUCCAAGAACGUCACGCUCAAAUCUGAUGGAAUUCGAGAUUAUUUGAGGGAGAAAGAAGAGGCUGCCAACCCACGAGAGAAUGGAAGCCAUCGUCCGGACGCAGCGUUACAAGAAGGCGAAGUCGCACUCGUUAAGAGGAUACUCAAGACCCAUUUCUCCAACACAUUUGGAGGGGAUGACAUGUAUGAGAAGUUCGCGUUUGACGGGUUCUUCGAGUCAAAGAUAGGGGACCAAGCCGCUCGCAUUCGAUUACUUGGAGACGGCGAGAACCACGUCAGGGUCGCACAAGCAUGUUUGGUCGCAGCCUGCGAUCACUUUGAAGAAGAGCUCUACGAGGAUUUACACCCAUACGCAUGGGAGUGGUUCGCGGAUCACCUUGCUCGUGUGGAAAUCGAAGAAGUGGACACGCCAACCAAGCAGGACAUCGGUCGCAAGCUCGUCCGCAUCCUGCGCGAAGAUUCCUUGAUCGAUGUGUGGUGGAACGAAGAUCGGAUCAUGAUGCGUUUGUUCUGGGUAUACAAAACGUUCUGCUCGCGAGCGGUAUACGACUGGCUAAAGGAUCCUGUUGUUCAAAAGGGUCUUUCUGAUAUGCCUUCUGAGCGUCAAUGGGUUGUCGCUACCACAGCUGAAGAUGGGCCGCCCGUGAAGAUUCUGGAGAACGUGGCCAAGCGACUAGCACAGCACUGGUAUGCUCAAAACACAGGAAUGUGGUUUGGGGCAUUUUCUUUCCUUCAGGGGUACCUGAGUCACCUUCGCGAUGAAGAGCCAGAAGAGAUUGACGCCACUGCGAAAGAGACCCGGUUGAUUGAAGAGUGGGCAAGGACAGUGAUACCUGGCGGCGAAGAGGGCAAAUGGCAUCAUUGCCUCGCCGCAACAUACUUCGAAAUCAACUGCUUCAAAGAAUCUGUUACGAGAUUCAAAGCCGCCCUGGAAGCCAGUCCUAAUGAUUGGAGGGUAAGUAAUGGGUUGGCGCAGGCUCUUGCAGAAAAUGAUCAGCACGAAGAAGCAGUGAAGACCCUCGAGAAGCUCAUUGAAGACAACCAGGCUCUCAUCAGUACAGAUGAUGAUUUCAAAGAAGAGUACUGGGAUUCCAUGCUGCACUCAAUCGGCGUCUGGAACAUUCAGAUGAAGGACUUCGCUGCUGCUGAGCUAACGUACAAGAAGUUGCUGGCCGAAGGAAUGGCCAAGGAGACGUUCGAGACGUUCGCGAAGAAAGCUGUUCUACUCAUGACGCUGGCCCUCAAUAGACAAUCUAAGCACCGCGAAACAAUGGACCUGCUUGCAAGCCUGGAGCAACGCCCGGAUCCAGAAGCUGGAGACUGGCUAUCUGCCUUGUUUCACUUCUACGCUGGUCUUGAUCAACUACAUGACCGGGUCUUCGAAGCAGCGUACAAUUCUGACCAGCUAAGCACAGUCGUCGAGAAGUAUCGCUUGGCCGUGGACAAAUUGCGUUCAGAUAAGACGAAAUUCGGGACUUACCUACACCUGCGACACUGGCUGGCAGCGUCGAUGUGGUCGCACGAAAGUCGCGAAGAACAGGAAGCAGCGUUGGACAUGUGGGAAGAGAUUAUGAACAUGGAGCUUCCAGACGGCUCAGAUGAGGACUACAUGAUUUCUUGGGCUCGUUCAUCGACGGCACCCCAAUUCGCCGUGGCUCUCCUCGAUUCAGCGAAACAAGCUGGUCUUACCACGCCCUUGAGUCCAGCUGCUGAACAAUAUGCGACUCGUCUCGAAAAGUUGACGCAUGGGGACCCAGACUAUGUGCGUGGGUCAUACGACGACGUUCGGAUAAGUCUUGCUCGGCUGCAUCAUCUUGCUGGUGAUGAACAGAGGGCGAAGGGUAUCGUUCGGGAGAUUUUGAAGACUGGUCUUCAGCUGUCCGCUGAACAGACGAUGGACAGCCUGAAAGACGGCUUGUAUCGUGUCGCAGUGGUGCUGCAGGCCAUGGAUGAUGAUGCCAAUGCUGUCGCGGCAUGGCGUAGCUUUACGCCUAAGAAACCCAGUGCAGGUGAUGACGAAGAUAGUCAGGGUGACGAUGGCGAAAAUGGGGCCGAUGAGGAAGUCGACAAGAAGAGUGAUCAAUCCAAUGGGAAGGCUGUCGACGGCUUUCAGAAGCCUGACGCUGAAGCAGACCAGGCCGUUGCAGGCGCCGAGAGAGACGACGGUGACAGCAACGAAGGCCCCAACCCUGUUGAAACCAAAGACGAGCAGCACUCUGAUGAACCGGAGGUCGAACAAGCAAGUGGCGAAACGACUGAAGAUGAUUCCAAGCCGCCAGACGCGAAGGAAGAGGGAGACCCACUCGCCGGUGUCCUCGGAAGCCACUGCGACGGCCACUGCGGCGUUGAAUGGACCUAUGUCGAUAACAUUUACUCGUGCAAAGACUGCCUCGACGUCCAGCUCGAACCCAACUGCUACGCCAAACUCCAAAACGGAACCCUCGAUCCCAAAGUCUGCAGCAAGAACCACUCUCACAUCUACAUCCCGCCUUUCGACCGGCAGAAGUGGGAGGAGCUUGGGGAUGACGAGAUGUGGGUGGGAGAGGGUGUUGUGAAGAUCAAGGAUUGGAUUGAGGAGAUCAAGAGACAGUGGGGGAUCGAUGAGCAGAGUCUUAGGGCGAAGGAGAGGUUUACCAAGGCGAUUACGAAGAUUCAGAAGGCUUGGAAGUUUUAUAAGGUUGCUGGGAAGGUGUGA
Messenger RNA from Zasmidium cellare ATCC 36951, 4668 nucleotides. RefSeq lists its product as uncharacterized. Gene Ontology annotation, molecular function: protein binding. Lineage: Eukaryota; Fungi; Ascomycota; Dothideomycetes; Mycosphaerellales; Mycosphaerellaceae. The record is from RefSeq and is a predicted model, not a curated record. The transcript has 2 exons. Bases 1 to 4668 code for a protein of 1555 amino acids.